Drosophila grimshawi is the source of this 1079-nucleotide messenger RNA. Its product is annotated as probable maleylacetoacetate isomerase 2. The transcript has 3 exons. The record is from RefSeq and is a predicted model, not a curated record. Gene Ontology annotation, biological process: L-phenylalanine catabolic process; glutathione metabolic process. Gene Ontology annotation, molecular function: glutathione transferase activity; maleylacetoacetate isomerase activity. NCBI's taxonomy places the organism in Eukaryota, Metazoa, Arthropoda, Insecta, Diptera, Drosophilidae. Gene Ontology annotation, cellular component: mitochondrion; cytoplasm. Bases 237 to 893 code for a protein of 218 amino acids.
UAUUCAAUAAUCGCUUAAGGGUGCAGCUCCAGAAUCCAGCAUUCCGUUUAACAGACUUAAUACUUCCACAAGGAACAACACAUACAACAGACUCGUUCACAUUACAAACUCCUUUUAUGCUAACGAUCGAAUCAUCAUCACCAGAAGCUGUUUAAAUAUCUGGUAAUCUGUUUGGCACAGCUGCUGACUAAUAAGAGACAUCAGCUGUUUGCAGUGGGUGCAAAGUGCAAUCCAAGAUGAGUGCAUUGACAAAGCCAGCAGAUCAUUUUCCAAGUUCUGACGAUGCAAAGCCAGUGCUAUACUCCUCCUGCAUGAGCUCUUGCUCUUGGCGAGUGCGUAUUGCAUUGGGACUGAAGGGAAUACCAUACGACAUCAAAACGGAUUGCAAGUCCAGUGAGUAUAAGGAAGUAAACCCCAUGCAACAGGUACCUGCUCUUUGUAUCGAUGGCCAUACCCUCUGUGAUUCCGUAGCCAUUAUGCAGUACCUAGAUGAGACACGCCCACAACAUCCCCUUCUGCCACAGGAUCCGUAUAAGCGUGCCAAGGUGCUACAGAUUGUACAUAUCAUUUGCUCCGGCAUUCAGCCGCUGCAGAACACUUGUGUAUUGGCUCGUGUGGGCGAAGAGGAAAGCUUGGAGUGGGCUCAGCAUUGGAUAUCACGUGGAUUUGAUGCUCUGGAAAAGGUGCUGUCUGAAUCGUCCGGUAAAUUCUGUAUGGGGGAUGAAAUUUCCAUGGCUGAUUGCUGCCUUGUUCCACAGGUGUUUAAUGCCCGAAGGUACCAAAUUAACUUGGAUCUCUAUCCAACGAUCCAAAGACUCGAUCACGGUUUGGGAACAAAUACUACGAUUCGUGCUUGCCAUCCAUAUAAUCAACCCGACUAUCUACAAAAAUGAGCAAAUUAAGCAAAUAUUAAUAAUUAAAAGGUUUAUCAUACUUUGUGAUGAAUUCCUGACAGUUUUUAUGGAAAAAUAUUAAAAUCAAAUUAUAUCUGUUGCUGAAAAUAAAUAUGAACAUAUUGAAUGAAAAACUAGAAUUAGGUAAAUUAAAAUCGCAAAUCUAAAGGACAACUCGAAAAAAAA